Messenger RNA from Dictyostelium purpureum, 2571 nucleotides. RefSeq lists its product as uncharacterized. The coding region runs from base 1 to 2571 and encodes 856 amino acids. The transcript has 3 exons. Lineage: Eukaryota; Evosea; Eumycetozoa; Dictyosteliales; Dictyosteliaceae. The record is from RefSeq and is a predicted model, not a curated record.
AUGGAAAGAGAUCAAUUAGAUUCAACUUUUGUACCAGAAUGGUUACGUUCUCAAAAAAUAGAGGAAAAAAGUACAUUUAAUUUUAAAAGUAAUAGUGUAUUAGCGAAUGCACAAACAAUAGCAUCAUCACCAUCAGCCAUAAUAACACAAACAUUACAAGUUGCAACAUCAGACAUUAGUGCAUCUUCAGCCAAUAUUAAAAAUAACGAUAAUAUAACAUUAACUGGCGAUCAACAAUCACCACCUAAGCUUAAUCGCUCUAAAUCAUCGCCACACAUGGAACAUGCUAAUGGAGGUGGUUCACCUUCUUUUCCAAGUGGCCUCAACCAUAAUCACAACAAUAAUAAUAGUCAAACAUCACAUCAUAAUAAUAGCCACCACAGUGCAAAAACAUUUUCACCAUUAAUUUCAUCAGAAAAAACGCAUAUUGCUUUACCAACCACAUUCGAUUAUAAUAGCACAAAAAAUUUUAUAACACCAAAACCAAUUAAUUUCCCACAUACUUUUACAUCAACAAAUAAUAAUGAUAGUGAUGAAGUUUAUAGCACCAAUAUAACAAGUACAAAUAAUAAAUAUAAAACUCAUAGUAAUAAUAAUAUUGGUGGUAAUAACAAGCCACCAUUGGUUAGUUUUAAAUCACAACCAAACUUAAAUAGCAUCGAUCCUUCAAUGGCAAAUUCUAUUAAUUUUUCAAAACCAUAUAGUAAUAAUAAUAAUAUAAAUAACUAUUAUCCUAACAUGAGUGGAUAUUAUCGUGGUUAUUCAAGUUAUAAUCAUAUGAAUAAUAGUAGUAAUAAUAAUAAUAAUCCAAAUGUAUAUAGUAAUAAUAGUUUGUACCAUAGUAGUAAUAGUUUAAAUAAUUCAACAAAUAGUAUAUAUAGUAACAAUAGUAACAGUAAUAUUAAUAAUAAUAGUAGUGGUGGCGGUGGUGUUGGACAUAGUUUUAAUCAUAUUGUAAAUAGCCAUCAUCACCAUCACCCACAUAGCAGUGGUCAUCACCCACAUCACCCACACGACUUUGAUCCAUUAAGUUCAUCAUCGUCAUCGAAUUUUUCAUCUCUUUCAUCAUCAUCAUCAUCUCUUUCAUCAUCAACAUCAUCAUUUGUAAAUAACCAAGAAACUUUUAAUCAAUUUUCUUUAAGUGAUUAUAAUAAUCAAUAUAAUAGCCAUUACAACAACCAAUAUAAUAGUAGCCAAUAUUAUAAUAGUAAUAUUCAUAAUAUACCAGAAGAAACCAAUUUUGAAGAGGAUUCUCAAUUCCCACCACUUCAAACUAUUAAUAAAUCAACAAAACUUGGUAGAUCAACAUCACCAACUCUAACAAUUAAUAUACCCGUAUCAUCACCAUCCUCUUCACCAACACCAUUAAAUCAACAAACUCCGCCAACUACUCCAAAUAAUAAUAGUUCCCAAGUACCAAAUACACCAACUUUGGCAUCAUUAAUUUCUCCACCAACUAUACCCAAUCCAAGUAUUGCAAAUGCUGCAGUUGGUUCAUCAUUAUCCUCUGCCUCAUUACCAUCGUCAACUUCUGCUAAUGGUCCAGGAUCAUCGUCCUCUUCAUCUAAUAAUACCGAUGAAAAAGAGAAGGCAAAAGGAUUGGUACCUUUCAUAAAAUCAAGAUCUACAUCUUCUCAACCCCAAACCUCGGGCACUCAAUCAACAUCACCAUCGCAAACACCAAUCGGUCUUUUGGUCCCCAGCCAAAUGAAAAAGAGUGGUGCAGUUGGUGCUUCAGCACAACAGAAAACUCUAAAAGCACCUCCAACAAUUCCAAAUCGUGGCGAUUUGAAAUCCCAAUUCCGUAAAACUUUCUCAGAGCCAACAUUUGCAGGUAUUGCAAACAAAGAUGAUAUGGUACCUCCAUCAAGAAAGGGAUUAACAGAUCCAUCAAGAAAAGUUAAAAUUCCAAAUCCUGAUAAGUUAUUAGGUAAAGAGAAAUUCUUUGAAAAAUUACAAUCUGAAAGUAACACUAAAAUAAUAAACAAAUCAGCAACAGCAGCAAAUAAACCAAUAAUAUCAACCACCACUAUAACGACAAAUAAAGAAUCAAUUUCAAUUCAAAAUAAUGAAGAGAUAAAAGAAAUUUUAUCUAACCAAACAACUUGUACAUUAAAAUCACAAACUGUAUUUAAUAAUCAACAUCAACAACUUUUAAAUGUAAAUUCAUCACCCUCUAUCGAUAAAGAUAUUAAUAAUGAUUCUGAUGAUCAUAUUAACUCAGAAGGUACUGAGGAAGAUGAAGAACACGAAGAAAGAUUCUUAAGAGGCUUGGGCUGGAUUCCAGAGGAUGAAGACCCUAUAUCAGAUUCUGAAAUUGAAGAAAUUACCUUAAAAAUGAAAAGUAUUCAAAAUAAUGAAAGUUUUCAAAAAUGUUAUAUAUCAACAACCAAAUGGAGAUCAAUACACAAAAAUUCUCUAAAUCAAGGGAAUGGUGAAAAUGAUGAAGCUGUUGAAAGUGAAGAUAAUCUAAAUGAAAGUAAUGGUACAGCUGAAGAUGGAGUUGUGACGGAAGGGGGUGUUAUUAGAUGCAGAGGAGGUGACAAUCGACAAAUAAUAAAUAAUAAAUAA